Messenger RNA from Oenanthe melanoleuca, 4887 nucleotides. It is a transcript of the gene HOMER2, whose product is annotated as homer scaffold protein 2. Gene Ontology annotation, molecular function: G protein-coupled glutamate receptor binding. The transcript is spliced from 10 exons. Lineage: Eukaryota; Metazoa; Chordata; Aves; Passeriformes; Muscicapidae. The record is from RefSeq and is a predicted model, not a curated record. Gene Ontology annotation, cellular component: plasma membrane; dendrite; postsynaptic density. The coding region runs from base 161 to 1372 and encodes 403 amino acids. Gene Ontology annotation, biological process: G protein-coupled glutamate receptor signaling pathway; regulation of store-operated calcium entry.
AGGCGGCGGGUGCCGCGGGAGCUGCUCGGUGCCGCCGCCGCCCGGGAGGGAGGUUAUGUAAGGGGGGAGGGAGGCGGCGGGAGGAGGAGCAGGACGGCUCUCGCCGCCGUGCAGCCGCCGUGCAGCCGCAGCCAGCCGGGGCCGGGGCCGGGGCGGCCGCAUGUGCGAAGUGGGGACGCGGCCGCCGCUGGCCGCCGAGCGCGGGGAGCCGCCCGGGGGUGCCGCCGCCGCCGAGAGGUGCCGAGACAUGGGAGAACAGCCCAUCUUCACCACCAGAGCCCAUGUCUUCCAGAUUGACCCCAGCACCAAGAAGAACUGGGUUCCUGCCAGCAAGCAGGCUGUCACUGUUUCCUACUUCUACGACAGCACAAGGAACAGCUACCGGAUCAUCAGCGUGGAUGGAGCCAAGGUGAUCAUAAACAGCACCAUCACCCCCAACAUGACCUUCACCAAGACGUCGCAGAAGUUCGGGCAGUGGGCAGACAGCAGAGCCAACACCGUCUUCGGGCUGGGCUUCCCCUCCGAGCAGCAGCUCACAAAGUUUGCAGAGAAGUUCCAAGAAGUAAAAGAAGCUGCCAAACUUGCAAGAGACAGAUCUCAAGAGAAAAUUGAGACCUCAAGCAAUCAUUCACAGACCAAGAUGAAAAGGGAGAUGCAGGAGACACCCAGUGUUCGUUUGUGUGUUGUGCUGCAGGAGUCUGGACGUGAAACUCCCUCUUCCACUCGAGCUUCAAGUGUGAAUGGCACAGACGACGAGAAGGCAUCACACGGUGGCCCUGCUGAGGCACAUCUCAAAUCUGAGAAUGAUAAAUUAAAAAUUGCUCUAGCCCAAAGCUCAUCCAACGUGAAGAAGUGGGAGACGGAGCUGCAGUCGCUGCGGGAGAGCAACGCGCGGCUGUCCACGGCGCUGCAGGAGUCUGCGGCCAGCAUCGAGCACUGGAAGAAGCAGUUCUCAGCCUGCAAGGAGGAGAACGAGCAGCUCAGGGGCAAGAUUGAAGAACUGGAGGAACAGUGCAAUGAAAUAAAUAAAGAGAAGGAAAGAAAUGCACAGUUGAGCAGACGUCUCCAGGAGCUGGAAACAGAACUUCAGGACAAAGAGCUGGAACUGGAAGAGCUUCGAAAGCAGGGUGAAAUUAUACCAGAGCUAAUGUCAGAAUGUGAAUCUGUAUCUGAACAAUUACAGGCUGCUGAGCAAAAGAACAAAGAUCUUGAAGAGAAAGUCAGAACACUAAGGACAGAAGUUGAAGAGAACAAACAUAGGCAGACCAACCUUAAAACUGAAUUAAAGAAUUUUUUAGAUGUACUAGAUGGGAAGAUAGAUGAAUUACACGAUUUUCGACAAGGACUGUCUAAACUUGGGGUUGACAAUUAGAUGGCAAUAGAUCUUUUUUGUAAUCUAGGGUCUGGAUGUUUGAUGUUUUGUUGAUCCCAAACGUGUGUUUUACAAAAUAUAACUAGAAUGUUCCACUUGUUUGCAUUGGUUUUGUACAUAGAGGCUGAAAAUUUGCUGUGGGGUUUAUUUGGUGGGUUUCUCUUUUUUUUUUUUUUUUUUUUUUUUUUUUUUUGUUUUGUUUUUUUUUGUUUUGUUUUGUUUUGUUUAUUUACCAAACCAAUUGUGCUGCUCACUGAAUUCUGUUGAAAUUAGAAACUUUCUAUAUUGCUGCUCUGGCUUUGUGGGGUUGGGUACAGGUAGAGGGUUCUGUCUCAGGAAUCUGGAACUAGAUCUACCUUAAAAUGAAUAUGCAGUUAGUUGUUGCAGGGAAAUUUAUAUCUUUCUUAAGGGCUGUUGCAACCAUAGAAACAGAAAAGAAGUCUUUUUCUUGUCUGGACUAUCAGCACUCUUAGCAGAAUUGACUUUAUUCUGUGGUGGAGCAGAGAUUAGCUGGAGCCCCUGCAGUUUGUAAAAUGUGCCUGUGAUGAGCUGCAGUCAGGAGAAUCACUUCUCACAGCUACCAGUAUCUUUAGGGACCAUGCCAAUCAGGCCUGAUUCACCAAAAAAAAAGCAGUGGAUUUCAGAUAACCUCUGAUGGAGGUUUCAUGUGCUUGCCUGGACCCAUACAGCACAAAGUCAACAAUGCAGAAAUGAGUUUCAGCUCUUGAGGACAUGUGUCUUACCAGUCAGUGAGGACAGCUUCUCUUGCCUGGCAGCAUCACCUCUCUCCUGCCUUCAGUUUUGAACCCAUAUAGUUCCAUCACUGUGUGCAUCUCUGAAAAACACCCACCUGAGUCUGGGGACAGGUAUUUAUUUUUAAAAAUUAUAUGUUGCUGGUUUCUACAGAGCUUAUGCCCCUGAUUGUUGUUGAUUGAUUUCUGCAGCAGUAAGGAAGGAGACAUGGGUGUGAAAAGCAUCAUAAGGUUACUGAAGGUGUUGCUCAGAAGCAAAUUUCUGCCUAGGAGAUUGGCAGGGUGAUGGCAAUGUGAAGUCAAAGUCCUUUCCUUUGAUUUCUGCAUUCUCUGGCAGUAGUGUAGUCACAAAAACCCCUCAACCCAAGAGGAAGAAAUGCUCUUUUAUUCUUGAACUGGUUAUUCAGCAGCUCUAAGAGUGUUUUGAGAAAUGCAGGGUCAUACCCUGGCCUUCAGUGAGAAGGAAGUUCAGUUUGUCACAGACAGGGGUGUCAGAAGGGCCAGAGAGGAGAAUCCAGCCCAAGCUUUGCUCUUUCCCCUAAGAUUUCCUCCAGCUUCUUUCUCUUAUUUCUCCAUAAUCUGUUUUCAGAGUGUUUACAUGGGAUCUUAAUUAAUUCAGGAAGGUACUUGUGUGUACAUGACAUUGUUGUUUGCUUGAUUCAGAUGACAACUUGCUUAAGCACUGUAUUAGUGCUUCCCAGCAGUGACUGAUAUAACAUGGCCAUGCUUUUCUUGGAAUUUCAGGGCUUUUUUCUUUUUUUGGCACAUCUUGAUUAUUAAAGUGACCUUUAAAAGAAAGGUGGGUUGUAGAUGAAACAUGCAUUGAAUACUUUUUUGCAGAUGAAUAUAUAAUCCCCGUGGUGGAGAUAGAAUCUGUCUGCAGUUGUCUCUUGAAUUUUCAUUUUAUCUAUUACAUUAUUUCAUUACCUGUUUUUUAGAAUGGACUUUGAGUAUUUUUGCUUUUGCUCCUUUGAAACAAUGGAUGUGCAGUUAGGACCUUUCAUAACCACUAUGACCAUUUAAAUCUCUUUUUAAAAACUUGUUUUAGGCUGUUGAUAUUUGAAAAUAAAAAUAAAAGUCAGGUACAUAGCACGUAGGCGUGUGAAAAUUAGACUUUGCCAGCAUGGAAGAUUCAACAGUUGCAUAAUGUGGGGUUAGAUCAGACAUCUCAGAAUUGAAAAUGACGUCAGAAACUGUGUGGUUGUGCACAAAUAGUCUCCAUUUUUAGUCUUUUUAUUUGAUAGAAAGUCAGAUAUACACCAUAAUUUAGCAGGCAGCUCAUCCUGCUUCCCUUUUCCUCCCAGGCUGCUUUUUGGUCCCUGCAUCAGCUGGAAAGCACAGGAUAACACAAUUAAGAUCUGCAAGCAAUACUGGCAGUCAGGGCCCUCAUUCCUCACAGUGGUUCAUUGCUUUUGUACCAAGGACCCUGCCCUAUCUUCCUUUUCCUGCUGAGUAAUCUUAGGGCUUCUCUCUUUGUUUUAACAUAAAUUAUGUUUUUAGCAUGAUGCUGGGUAAAAGGAUGCAAAAGGCUCUGAGAAAAAAAAAUUACAUUAUUUGGCUUAAUCCAGAUCUUUGUUUUCCACUUUAGUCAGGUCUAGCUCAGAUCCAGUUCAUUAGGAAUGUAUUAAGCCACUCUUAAAUUGCAAGAGAAGUGUUUCCAUGGGAUUGCAUUGAUUAAACAGAUGGAGUUUGUUGGUGGCACAUUAAGCAGUGCAUAGCUCUGACACAGGCAGUUGUUUCUGGGGAACAGUGGAGUGUCCUUAAAGAAAUCCCUGCCCUGCCUCUUCUCUCUGCCCCAGAUGUGUGUGUCACAUAUCUGCCAUUGCUCUGAUGUUGAGUUUAGGGAUGCCUGUACACAGCUUUAUGCUGGGGAAGCUCUGUCCUUCAAGCCUCCAAGGGCUUGUUAUAAUUGCCUUCUUUCUUUUUCCUUCCCAGGAAGGAAAAUAAGAGAGCAAGUUGAGAGCUUCUGUGUAUGAUCAUUAAACUUCCCAAAACACCAUCUCUUUUAAGCUUUCCAUCUCUUUCAUUGUAUUUUUCCUCUUGAAGAGAAAAUAGCAUGGCAGUGCAUGCUCUCAGGAGUGUUUGGGCAUCAGCUGCAGCUGCCCUCUCCAGCCUGUCCCUGUCCCUGUCCCUGUCCCUGUCCCCACCCCAGGACCGAUGGUGUCACACUCUGCUUGCUCCUUGGUGCUCUCUGGUGGCCCAGCACCACCCUGUGUGCCAAACUGAGAGCCUCACCCUGCUCCUCUGAGACUCAUCCAGCACUGAAAUGUCUCCUCUGUCCUGGUGGGAGCAGCAGGGCAGCCAGCCUUCCCCACCAGAAUGCACACACCAUCCUGUGGAUGCACUGAGCAUCCUUCUGUGCACAGUUGGAAUUUCACCUGUCCCUGUGGGCACCCUGAGUUCAGCUGGCAGACACCUGCUUAGGGAUGGCCCUAAACACUGCCAGGGCUGAGAAAUACUCCUCCCUGUCCAAGAGAGGAUCUGCAGGGUUUGUCUUUGUUUCAGAGUGCUGUGCUAAUCCUGGUUUCCUGUCAGCAAUGCCUUGGUCAGCACUCCACUUGCACCUGCCUGAGCACAGCUGUGCCUUGGGUGGCUGAGUUCCCUUUCUGGACACCCUCCAAGUGGUUUUUAUGGCAGGAUCUCUCCUACCUCACCUUCAUGGGCUUUCAUUAACUAAGGACCUGUGCUUGGUGCUUCCCAUGUGGGUUUCUGUCAGCUGCACCACCAUGGGUCCUGCCUGCCUGGCCCUCCUGGGAGCUUCAG